Dermochelys coriacea (leatherback sea turtle) is the source of this 1230-nucleotide messenger RNA. It is a transcript of the gene PIH1D1, whose product is annotated as PIH1 domain containing 1. The transcript has 10 exons. The record is from RefSeq and is a predicted model, not a curated record. Gene Ontology annotation, biological process: box C/D snoRNP assembly; rRNA processing. Bases 274 to 1137 code for a protein of 287 amino acids. Gene Ontology annotation, cellular component: cytoplasm; ribonucleoprotein complex; R2TP complex. Lineage: Eukaryota; Metazoa; Chordata; Testudines; Dermochelyidae.
CCCCGCUGGGGGCCGGGAGCCCGGACUCCUGGGUUCAAUCUCUAGCUCUGGGAGGGGGAGCCCGGACUCCUGGGUUCUCUCCCCCACUCGGAGCUGGGAGCCCGGACUCCUGGGUUCAAUCCCCGGCUCUGGGGGCUGGGAGCCCGGACUCCUGGGUUCAAUCCCCGGCUCGGGGUGGGGAGGCUGGUAUCUGUCUCCUCAGGGCUGGCAGUUCUCCAGGCCGGAGGACAUGGUAGAGGGGGCAUCGCCAGCCCCGUCCCCGGAGCAGAGCCCAUGGCCUCCCAGACGGACAAGUCCCUGCUGUCGGCAGAGCUGGAGGAGGAAGACGAUGAGGAGUUCAGACAGCUGCUGCUCCAGGCCACCCAGAAGAUCCAGAGCGCGAUGCCUUCAGUGCGUGACUCGAAACCGAUCCAGCCUCAGCCUGGCUUCUGCAUUAAGACCCACACGGGCUCCCAGGAGAAGGUGUUUGUGAACAUCUGCCAGUCGCUGCACAUCCCGCCACCCCUCGACCUCAACCGCCAGGAGCUGGAGUGUCUGAUUGAGUCGGACAGCGCCUCAUCCUUCCGCAUCCCCAUGAGCCUGGGGGAACCCCACGCCGAGCUGGACAACAGCGGGAAUGGCUGCACUGCGUAUGAUGUGGUCAUCAACUCCGGCUUCUUCAGCAAAGUUGAGGCUGACCCCUUCUUCAAAGAGUUCUUCAUCACAGUAGCCCUGGAGGGGCUGGCAGACAAGUACAAGAUGGACAUCAAUCACCUGGAGUGGCGAAUCCUGAAGAACCGGAAGUUCAUGGGCUCCAUCUCGGGACAGACCAUCCGCACCAAGUCCAGCCCUGUCAUACAGGAGAUGGACUUCAGUUCCCCUGUGCUCCCCAAAUUCACCAUCCUGGCGGAGCCGGCAGGAGGGGCCCCCGAAUUCCUGCUGGCUGAGAUCCACCUGCCCAGAGUGAGCUCGGCACGGGAGCUCUCCCUGGAGCUGGGGCAGGACCGGGUUGUGCUGCGGGGGGGGCCAGGCCCCUACAUCCUCGACAUCUACAUCCCCCACGACAUCGUCCCGGAGCGCAGCCACGCCCGCUUCCACCGGCGCACUGCGGUGCUGACGGUGAAGAUGCCCAUCCAGCCCCAGCUGGCGCCCCCCUGAGGAGACCUCCCCCGCCCACAGGAGAGAAUCCAGGAUCCGGAGUGGGGGGCCCCCCACCAGACCAAGGGGGAGCCAGCAUGUGGGGGGUUGGGG